Rhizophagus irregularis DAOM 181602=DAOM 197198 is the source of this 667-nucleotide messenger RNA. NCBI's taxonomy places the organism in Eukaryota, Fungi, Glomeromycota, Glomeromycetes, Glomerales, Glomeraceae. The record is from RefSeq and is a predicted model, not a curated record.
AUGGAAAAUGAAAUUUGGGAUCACCAUGGAAAUAAUACUAAUGUAGCUAAAGCAGCGCAUGCUCAAGCCAACCGUGAGGGAAAGCAAUUGAAACUUAUUACAGCAAUUAUGAGAGGCAGACGGCUUGAUGAAAGACUCUUUAAGACAGCUGAAAUUAAUGACAAAUUUGGGAUUCCAUAUACUAGAAGGGAUAAAAGUGAGAUUAAACGGAAGGCAAAAGCUAUGACACGAAAAGAUACUAAUAAAAGAAGUCAAAAGGAGACUUCUAAUAAGGAAUUAAAAAAAAAAGUACCAUUACAGGAUGUAACUAAUAGAGAGAAGCUGGAAAAAAAGGGAAAAAGAAAGGCGUCCACAAGUGAAAAUACCUCAAAAGCCAAAAGAAGUAGAAUUGAUAUUAAUGAAAGUGAUAGUGAACGAGAAAUUUCAAAAUUAGAAAUAGAAGAACGUAAGAUGAAAUUGGCAGAAAGACGUACAGCAGAUCGUAAAGCCCAAGCAGAGAUCGAAAAACUAGAAUUGGAAAAUCUUAAAUUGCGCAAAGAACUUAAUCUUGACUAAUCUAAUAUUGAAUAUUACUAGGCUUUUUUAUCAUAUCUAUAUAAUCUAUAUAAAUAAAUUUAAUUCCUUAUGAGUGAAUAUUGUCAUAUCUUUUUAAAUGUUUGUGUUAUCA